Messenger RNA from Entelurus aequoreus (snake pipefish), 2081 nucleotides. It is a transcript of the gene tmem268, whose product is annotated as transmembrane protein 268. The transcript has 11 exons. Lineage: Eukaryota; Metazoa; Chordata; Actinopteri; Syngnathiformes; Syngnathidae. The record is from RefSeq and is a predicted model, not a curated record. Bases 519 to 1538 code for a protein of 339 amino acids.
GUCCUCUGCAGAGCCGCUGUCCAGUGACGUGAUGCAGGAGUAACCACUUGGCCCGUGCCAAAUCUGCAUCGCGUUCUUCUCCCAGGACUUACCGUCAGUGACUGACCAGCGCAAGGCCCCGGCUGCUACUGCAGGAUCCACAAGCUCGUAGUCAAAGUAGAGGUCGUCUAUUGGCAGGCUCAACCCGCCAUCCCGGCUUCGCACCACAAUACGACACCUGCAGUGGUAGUUGUUCUGGUUUCGAAUGUUGAUGACAAUGCUGCCAUCGGUCAUCUCAACGGGCUGCAGGAAGGCAGAAGAGUGAAGGGGAAGUUAAGGAUGGGUCCAAAAAAGCCAACAAACCAGCUUGGAAAGAAGGAGGGAUUCGCUGUGGACUUAGAUUUACAGAGGAGAGGAAACCCACAACCACUUCCCCUCCUCCCCGUGCCCUCCUCUUGCUGCCUGCCCUACGUUUUCAAUGUCGUGACGGCACUUAUUCUGCCUUCCGUGGACUGCCAGGUUUGGUCCCCUCCGAGAAGAUGGAGGACACAAAUGAGGACAUGAAGGAGGACGGUGAAAUGGCUGAUGUACAGAGCAACGACAGACCCAAAUGGACAAAUGGUCAGUGUGUGUUGGCAAUGCCCAGCUAUUCGCUCUUAAACCCCAGCUUUGACCUGGCUUCGUGCAGCGCCACGCUGGAGACCAACGGCUUCCAGAUUCCGGUGGCAGACAUGGAAGCGCCGCUGAGAACAGCCCUGGAUGUUCCUUCGGUCAGAAGAUACAUGAUUUUCAACUCCGCCUUGUUCCAUUUUAUGGUGGCGCCGUUUCUGUAUUUGGUGUUGUGGUGUGCGGUCUUCUCCACGCUGCGCCUCUACAUGAGCCUCGUGGACUACUGGAUCCUGUGUCUCUGCGUCAGUCUCAUCUCCAUCUUCCUCACCACCGCCAUCCUCUACGCUCUCAACCAGAGUAAGAAAGAGAUCAACGUGAACUUGGAUGUGCGGCUCAUCCAGGUGAACGAGAGGAUGGUCAAGCACAAUCUGCUGGUGGCCGUGGCCGACUGGGUGCACAACUGCAGAGGAAGCAUGCAGUUGUACUUUGUGUAUUGGGACAUGGCGCGUUGUUUGACAACGUUGACUGAAACGUUAGAGGAACACGCUUCAGCGGACGUUGACUCCCGGAACAUAUUGAAGAAGAUGUCCCAUCUGGUCCUGGUGACCGAGGCGGGCGACCCUGAAGAAGUGGCUGACUCGGAUGUGGAGCAGGCUUCAGGAGAGCAGAGGCCUCUGCUGAGAAACGAGGACACGGGCUGCGGUUCCACUUCCCACCAGAGGAAGGGCGCCAGAGUCACUGCCAACUAUAGCCUCGUACCCCAUGCAGCCUUACCUGCUCAGGCUAGAGCAUACCAGCUGCUGAUGACCUACAGCGCCGCCUACGUGAAGCUGCUGGCGUCUGAGAGACUGUCCGUACCGCGGCACCAUCGCUUACGGCCGCGCAAGAACCACUGCCCCACCGCGUCAUUCUGCCUCUGCCAGUUCAUCAAAACCAAGAUCCUGGACUAACAUAUCAGACUGCGAAAACAAAAACAAACAAAAAGAAAUGGCCAAGUGCGCCGUUUUGAACGACAUUUGGUGUGUUUCUAUGCAGUGUUUUCCCCCUGGCACUCCCUGCCAAAACAUGCAGAGAGAAUCACCACGAGGAAGUUGGCGCUCAGAGAGGCGGGCAGCGCCAGGCCAAGUUAAACAAUCUCAGAGACUAAACGGCCAUCUGUGAUCCCAAGCACACAAGGAUGACUCAGCUGCCAUCGUUGGUUCCUCCCAAACAUGGUCUGAUCUGUUCACAUUUCAAUCCGUACAGUACCAAUUCCCGCUCCAUGUGAAUUGACACCGGUUCCGAUUUUCAGUACUUUUGUGUGAUAAUAAAUGUACAUUUCUUAAUAAUAAAAUAUUGUUUUUUUAUUUAACAGUGAGAUGAUAACUGUGCUGUCCAGUUGCUAUAUCUUGUUUCCUUACACUUCUGAGUAGGGUUGUCCCCAUACCAAUAUUUUGGUACCGAAAUGUAUUUCGAUACUUUUCGAUACUUUUCUUAAUAAAGUGGACCACAAA